Anopheles marshallii is the source of this 783-nucleotide messenger RNA. Its product is annotated as zinc metalloproteinase nas-15-like. Gene Ontology annotation, molecular function: metalloendopeptidase activity; zinc ion binding. Lineage: Eukaryota; Metazoa; Arthropoda; Insecta; Diptera; Culicidae. The transcript is spliced from 2 exons. The record is from RefSeq and is a predicted model, not a curated record. Bases 1 to 783 code for a protein of 260 amino acids. Gene Ontology annotation, biological process: proteolysis.
AUGUGCCUGCGACAGAUUGCGCAUUUUGCAGUGUUGUGUGUAGUUCUUCCGCUCGCAGCGUUGCAUCCACUAGCGACAUUGCGGGAUGCACCCGUACCGGAUCAACCGGCGGACGUGUCGGGUGAUAACUUCGAGGGUGAUAUAUUGCUCUCCGAGGAGCAGCUUGCGGGGUUGUUGAAACGUACCGGCAUGUACCUGCCUACGUUCAUCUGGCCGGACAGCACAGUGCCUUACGAAAUAGUGUCAACGGACUUUACUUUCGAGCAGACGAACGCCAUUCAGAGUGCGAUGCGUACAAUCGAGCAGAACACCUGCAUUCGUUUCGUUCCGGCCACUACCACUACUGUCGAUUUCAUACAAAUCUCGGCCGGAACUGGGUGCUCGUCGUUUGUCGGACGUACCCGCGGUGCCCAGGCAUUACGGCUACAGCCGAGUGCCGUCGGUACCGGGUGCUUUGCGCACGGUACGAUCGUCCAUGAGCUUAUCCACGCGCUCGGCUUCUACCACAUGCAGAGCGCCACCGAGCGUGACAAUUAUGUGGACAUUCUGUGGCAAAACAUCACACCGGGACAGGAAGGUAACUUCCAGUCGUAUGGCACCGAUCGCAUUAUCAACUAUGGAGUCGGGUACGACUAUGGUAGUGUUAUGCACUACAACACCCACGCAUUCAGUGCCAACGGACAGCCGACGAUCCUUCCGAAGGUGGCUAAUGUGGCAAUUGGACAGCGCGACGCGAUGAGUCCGGGCGACAUUCAACGCAUCCGGAACAUGUAUAACUGCUGA